Trichosporon asahii var. asahii CBS 2479 is the source of this 366-nucleotide messenger RNA. RefSeq lists its product as uncharacterized. The record is from RefSeq and is a predicted model, not a curated record. The coding region runs from base 1 to 366 and encodes 121 amino acids. Lineage: Eukaryota; Fungi; Basidiomycota; Tremellomycetes; Trichosporonales; Trichosporonaceae. The transcript is spliced from 2 exons.
AUGCCAUCCAAGAAGCGUCCCUCUCUUUCUACCGACGACGACGAGAAGCCCGACCUGUCCGACUCAGCCCACAUGACCUCCUCCGACGAGGCUGACCCUUCGUUCAGUCCCAAGGCCAAGAAGCCCCGCGGCGCCCCCGCUUCCCCCGGCAAGUCGGACAGCAAGCCGGACAAGUUCAGCCAGAAAGGCAAGGGACGCCCCUGGACCUCGGCUGAGUACGUGCAGCUGUUCCAGCGUGUCGAGGACCUGGGCAAGAAGGCUGCGUUCGAGGGCUUCCCUGGCCGUACCAAGAACCAGGCGUAUCAGGCAUGGCGCAACGUCGUUGCUCCCGCGUGCAUCAAGGCUCUGGAGACCAAGGGGAUGUAG